AUGAGUCUCUGGGACGAAGCACGGGACGUAUUCGUGCAACGACUGCGUGAGGAAGGCGAAGACCGGCUGCUUAUUGAACAAUUCUUGAAGGACAAGGCAACCUUAGAGGAAACGCGGCAGAGCGCCGUGAAUCUCCGCGAUGAUAGUGAUAGGAAGUAUGGCAUCAACGAGAGCCGCGGCAAAGGUAUCUCUGCCAAGUGGAUUCGUCGAAUCAUGGAAAAUCUUGAUAAAUUCACCAAGUUCGGCAACGUCGCCAUGUCAGCUGCACCCGAGUCGGUCGGGCUUGCAUGGUUUGCCAUCACCCAGAUACUAAGCGCCGUACAGAAUGACUACAAGCUCUACGGCACGUUCAACGCCGCCCUAAACGAUAUUACGGAGAUGAUGGUGCUCGUACGCACCUACGACAAGAUCUACCAUACCGUGGAAGUCGACAGCAGCAUUUACCACGAACUCUCCAAGGGUAUCCGAGAGGUCUAUAUCUCCAUCCUAGACUUCUCAUAUGCGGUCAAGAAACAUAUUACGGGAAGCAAGCGGUCGAAGCUGAUGCAUGCGCUAAAGGACACAAUGGGAGCCCUGAACCGACAAUUUGAGGAGAAGACCGCAGCGAUCCAAGCCCAGAAGGCCAAAAUUAUCGAGUACUCGGAGGCAGCGUUCCAGGAAAAGACUACGGACAAGCUGGGUGACGUUUCGGGCGAGCUGGCCGGGAUGCAGCAGACUAUGCGCGAGGUGUACGAAUUCCACCAGAAGUCGUCGAGCGAAUGGAAGGAGAUCUUGAACGAACUCAAGAUCUCAAAAGCACCCAGUCACCGGGACUUGGCCGUUAUGGAGUACGAGAAAAACUUGAAGCUCUUAACGCCGUGGCUAGUUGCUAGCACCGCAACCAUGGCUGCACAUGCGGAAGAGCAUGAGAUGGGAACAUGUUCCUGGAUCGACGAGGUCCCAGCCUACACUGCAUGGCGCGACAGUGACACAAGCGCAUUGCUCUGCGUCACUGGCGAAGCGGGUUCUGGCAAAUCCGUGCUGGGCACCUUCAUCUACGAGACUCUGCGCGACAAGGCGGGCGAAGAUGGCCGAUUUUUAAUUCAAUAUGCAUCGCUGAACGCCAGGUCCAGCGACGACGGGAGCGACACACUCAAAAGAUUCGAGAACACUCUUCUGCGCGACAUCUACGUACACGCGCUUGAUGAUGUAGACGAUGACUUGCCCCUGCAGCGAUGCAACCGUCUCUUUGCCCACCCAAAGCAGGUGAAGGACAAAAGUAGAUCAGGCCGUGACAAAGAUACGGGAAGAUCGGCACGCAGCCGAUACACCAGCGGUGACCAUGCUUCCGAUUUGCUGGAGAUAUACCCCAGUCUUGUCGAGGCACUGCAGAAGCGCGUAGUACUCGUUAUCGAUGCGGUUGACGGUCUGUCCGAAGCCGACCAGGCAAAGAUAGCUGAGCAUCUGAUUGAGCUCAGCAACGUGCCUAGUAUUUGUGUCCGUACUCUCCUUUUGUGUCGACCAUCGAGCCCGAUACGAAUCAAGAUGGUCGAUGAGAACGUGUCCCAGGUAUUGAUGGGAGACCACAACGAAAGAGACAUUAAACUUGUCCUCGAGAAAGGGCUGCAGAUGAUACCCGGUCUCUUUCUGACGGAAAAGACCGAGAUCGAACAUGCUGUCAUGCAAAAGACGGGGCAUCGGAUCCAAUAUGUGGAGCAGGUAGCGAUGCCGUUUCUACGUACCCCCAUACAGCGACCGGUCGCUACUUGGCUCAGGGACCUGCCAGAGAACGUUAACGAGACAUACCAUCAGCAUCUACACCAGCUCGCUCCCAGCUAUCGCCAUCUUCUCCGGGCAGCUUUGGCCUGGACACUGGUGGCGCAAACGCCGCUUCGGGUCGAGGAGAUCAUGGAGGCAUAUUCACGUGUGUACCUGGAUGGCGACGCAAGCGAGGAGCAGAGCAUGGCGAACACGGACCCCAGUUUGUACCGUGAACAGAUCCAAAAGGCUGGAGGACCGUUCCUUGACAUCCGGGAUAAUCGGUUUGUGGUGCUGCAGGAUUCCCAAGCGGUCCGCAGCUUCUCCAUCCCAGUACCGGAUGUGGCUACGCAUGGCGUAGACGACCGAUCGUUAUGCGCGAAAUGUAGGACGGCCCUGCAGGCCAAUGAGACGCUGAACAUAUCAGAAAAGCAGGAGCAUUUAGCCAUGGCCAUUAUCUGCAUGAAACAUCUGAACUCUCAUUCAUUUCAGUCUCGCUUCUUUUCUCUGUCGCUCGGAGAAGUAACGUCGCGGGCUCAGAAGAAGUUGCAGGUCGACGAGAGCAACUCCAAUGGAAAAGCGGAGAAGGAAAACGCGUUGGACCCGUCGAGCGGUAUUGAUUCGUCAGGUGGACCCCCAGGUUUAAACGGCCAACCCGGAGACGAAACCUCACAAGUACAAGACACUAAGGAGUCUCAACCGGAAGAGGAGGCGGACGAUGACGACUCGACGUUUUCGGAUCAAGAUAAGGAGGACUUCGACCAGCCGGUCAAUGAUUGGGAGUGGUACGACGAUAAUGGAAAUCGCCACCGUUAUGAGGUAACCGGCUGGUACUACCACGUGCAGGAAGCCGAGCGCCUAUGGCCACCGAGCGAGAGAAAAGAGAGCGCCGAAUGGCAGGUGCUUUUGGACGAAAUGGAGCGCUUCUUCCUUCUCGAACCAGUGGCGUUCGAAGUCUGGAAACUAGCCUACGUAUGGUACAGCCAUGAGGCAUGGGAACCUCUUCUAUUUGCCGCAGAGUACGGUCUCACGAGUCUCGCCGAGCUGCUACUCGAUCGGGGAGCCAAUGUGAUGGAUCUCUCGCCGGAGGGUUAUAGUGCCUUACACGUUGCUUCAGAGGCCCCAAACCCCCUCGAGAUACUGCGCUUGUUCCUAAGCCGAGGGGGUGACCCAAACUUUGAAAGCUCAAAAAUUCCAGCUUUUCACGAGUGGCUGACGUUUAGCGCUGACGUGGAGUGUGUCCAGGAGCUUCUACGAAGCAACGCAUCGUGCUCAAUGCUCAAUCGCAACCAUCAGUGGAAUGCGCUACACUAUUUCGCUCAGUAUGGCUCGGACCGUAAGGUCCUGGAACUCCUCCUGGAUAACCCCCUGAACGCAGAAAAUCGGGCAGAUAUCAACAUACGAGAUGGAAUUGGGGAAACCCCCUUGCACAAAUUGCUCCGCCGCCAAGAGAUUCCGAUCGACCUCCUCGAAGAUUUUUUGAUGCGUGGUGCCGACGUCAACGUCGAGGACAAGGCCUCGGAGCGGCCCCUUUACGAGGCUGCGAGCUGGGGCGAAAAUGCAGCUAUUAAGGCCAUUAUCAGCCGAGUGACCGAUGUGGACGAUGACAACAAUUGGGGGCGAACGGCACUGCACGGCGCAGCGGGGGCUGGUCAAAAGGAGACAGUGGAACUGCUCUUGGACCAUGGCGCUGAUGCCAACCGCACGGAUAAGCAUAAUCGGACACCGCUCCUGUUUGCGUGCCUUACGCACAUGCGCGAUUUCUUGCAGGGAGGUAGCCAUCAAACGACCGCUGAACUACUCGUUGAGAACCAGAUUAGGCACGGCGCAUCCUUCCGCGAGAUAAAUGCCUGUACGAAGCGCGGCAGAACGCCCUUACGCGAAGCCGCCGGCAGAGGAUUCACACAGGUCGUGGCCGCCAUCCUUCAACAGAUGACGCCCGAAGACAAGGAGUGGAUAAACAAACGGGACGAUCGAAAAGGCCGUGCCCCACUCCAUUCUGCGGCUACGCAUGGCCGGGGAGAGGGGAUUGCGCUACUCCUGCAAUACGGCGCUGAUCCGAGCCUCCGUGACGGCGAGAAUGGCACGGGCAUGACUAGCCUUGAGCUGUGUUUAGACCGAUGGUCGAUUGUAGGCUCUCGGCGCUACGAAACAGCGAUUGUGCAUCUCGUAGGCGCCUCUGAAAAUGAAGCGAAACAGAACAGUCUUCUUCUGACAACGGCGGCCAUCCACGGCAGUGUCCAGGUCUUAGAGAAGCUUGCGCAUGUUGGGGUAAACCUGGACCUGCCCGACGCGUAUGGUUGGACACCCAGCCAGCUCGCAUCACAGUUUGGCCACGCCGAGGCCGCACUAUUUAUUAAAAAGUCGCUGGCAAGGCGAGCUCUGCGGCCAACGCGAUGGACACUUGGGAGCGAUUCGAAGAAAACGACGUUACAGGAUAAUGGCCAGUGGGUAAGCCAUCAAGGUGACCUAAGAUUGUCUAUCUUGGCCGAUCAUCCAGUCCCGGCAGGGUUAUCCGUGUACUAUUACGAGAUCGAGAUGCUCGACCCCGAGACGGGCAAGUCUCACGACACGCCGACUGCUGGCGAUGAAGCAAUGGCAAUAAUCGCCCUUGGUUUCUGCACCUCAUCUGCUAAAUUAAUCGAGUUUCCUGGGUGGCCGCCGAAACCGAUUGCCCCCAACGUACAGUCAUGGGCGUAUCACGGCGACGACGGUGGGUUUUAUGCGUCCGACGAAAAGAAGUGGCCACGGCAGUAUGGAAAGCACUAUGGGCCAGGCGAUACAGUGGGCUGUGGAUUGGAGGUAGAUUCGCAAAGAAUUUUCUUUACCCGCAACGGCGUUCAUAUUGGUAAGGGGGGCCUUCCUAAUCCCUGA
Messenger RNA from Endocarpon pusillum Z07020, 4611 nucleotides. RefSeq lists its product as uncharacterized. The record is from RefSeq and is a predicted model, not a curated record. The coding region runs from base 1 to 4611 and encodes 1536 amino acids. Gene Ontology annotation, molecular function: protein binding. Lineage: Eukaryota; Fungi; Ascomycota; Eurotiomycetes; Verrucariales; Verrucariaceae. The transcript has 3 exons.